Messenger RNA from Mya arenaria, 2242 nucleotides. RefSeq lists its product as uncharacterized. The record is from RefSeq and is a predicted model, not a curated record. The transcript has 2 exons. Bases 156 to 1775 code for a protein of 539 amino acids. NCBI's taxonomy places the organism in Eukaryota, Metazoa, Mollusca, Bivalvia, Myida, Myidae.
AGGAUCUUCGGAAUACGAUACCAUCAUACAGCGGAACUGAUUGUAUCACGGACAUCCUUUAUAUAAUCAUAUAUAAGUAUUUACUUUUCUGAAAUCGGACAGAGGUUGAUCCUUGAGGGCUGCAAUGCAGGACUAGGGCCUACAGUACCAACAAAAUGAUGUUACUGGGGCCCCAAUUCUUGCUUUUGAUAUUUUUCAAAGUAUCUUUGGCAAAAGAACCAUUUGAUUAUAAGUCUCUUCACGACAACGAAUUCACCGACGAGUUCUGGACAACUUUGGUUCAGAAUGUUAUUGAUUUGUUUUAUCAUCAGCGGUCAUGCGGUCAAACUCAGUUCGGAGUUCUACUCUUGGGCAACCCGGAAAACAACAAUCUGAACCUCUAUGUUUAUCCACACGUCGGAACGAACGAUUAUCGACCUGUCAUAGAUAACACUCAACCAUUUUCUCCAAGCAAUCCCUCUGAUUUCGGAAACUAUGUAGCUUCAAGGCCAGACUACAUACCGCAGCUUCAGGACGCGAUUCAUGCUGAGGAUAUCUCUUUGGGGCACAUGCAAAGACUCUGGAACAACUAUAUCAACCGAUUUCGGCAGAGACCAACGCUGGUACUGCUCUACUCUUGGAUAAUGCCCUGUGAACAGUGCGUGCAGCUGAUCUUAAACUACUUUAAUUCUGAGCCGUAUGCUAGUGUUCCGCAUAGGGUCGUUGCGCACACAACUCAGGGCUAUUUUCUCCCUUACAUGUCUGAGGAAGGAAACACCAACAGUCGAGAAAGAUUGCGUAACGCAGGCAUUCGCGUCUUAACGCAUCGAUGCUAUUCAUUGCCACCCUCAAAUAUCGACGCAGCUUUCAACAUCUCAAAGAGGUCCUUAAUUGUAGCACGUGACAUGGCUAAAAUGAAAAUGGAAAUGGAGCAACAAAUCAGUGAUAACCAGUGCAUGGGUAAAUGUAUGGAUACUGAGACAUUACAAGGCUGCUUAUACAGCUGUCUUCUGAAAACAUCCGUAUGCUGCUGUUGUCAUGAUAGCUACAAAGCACGAAUGACAGUAGAUUAUGUCAAUAGGUUCAUGGCAGAAUGUAGAAAGAAACAUUUAAAGAAAUGUGCACAGGAAAUGAUCCAGUCAACUUUGGGAAAUGCCUGCACCUGCAACCUGAAACGAGAGUUUGUUGACAACAUGAAACAAUGUCUUACUAAAUGUUCUAACCUUCCAAUUUCAAAACCGUUGAACCCCUACAGUCCGACAACAUUUACGGGAAUGUUGCAAAAGGUUGACGAAUUAGCCAACUAUCCUAAAGAAGUAAACCUUUGCAAAGACCGUAGAACACAAGGCACCCUUUGCUCUGAAUACAACCCGAAUUAUCUGACAGCUGGAAGUUCUCUUUGCCGGGAGGAUACACCUUGUGGCUUCUAUGGCUAUUCCUAUAAGUGGUGCUACACGGAUUACUCCAAGAAAAAGUGGGACUACUGCUGUACAGACGCUUGCGCAAGACGAGGCAAUAACUACUACUGGUGUCACUCGGGAAAUAAAUGGCAAUACUGCGGAAGCCCCGGUACAAAGACCGUGGAUAACACAAAUUGUCUGUCAACGAGUCCAUGCGGUCUCCAUCUUGAUGUCAGCUCAAAAACAGAUUACUUUUGGUGCUACGUUGAUACGUUUCAAAACUACAGAAGGUGCUGUCAGCCUGGAUUCCCAUGUGGAAGACACGGAUAUAGCUACAACUGGUGCUGGACCGGAUACAAGGUCCACAGUGGGAAGUGGGACAAAUGCAUGACAUAAUUCCGACACCACAAGCCAUUUCUUAGGAAGAACCUGGAACUAUUUGGAGAAUAACUAUCCAUCGAACAUAAAUAACCAUGUCAAACGAAGGAGAUGAUAUUGAAAAAGAUCCUGUUCGUAUUUUAUUAAUCUCACUGAUACACAUCUAGGAUGAUUAAAUUUCGAAAUUAAUUUAUAUUUGUUAUGACCAUGGCAAUAAAGUGAAAGUGUUUGAAUGUAUAAACGAAUAUUAUAAAAUUGUAUAGUUUGUUCUAUUAUGCAUGAUACUUAAUAAUUUGAUUUGUAUAUUUUCACCGUUAUUCUAAAGCUCAUUCUUUUCAUAUAAAUACAAGUUUAUAUAGACAAUUAAACACAUCACCAUCCAGAACACCACUUGAUCUUCGGAUGUACAACUUCAGCAUGUUUGUAGCGGACAUUAUAUUGCACGCAUCUACAGUGUAUAUUAAUAAUAAACGCAGCGAUGGGAA